GGGCGGAGCACAGAUUCCGGUUCCGGGUGUUUUCAUAUUGCUCAUUCGGAGGCUCCCUCAGACCUCUGAUUAUGAUAUUUAUCACAAAAAAAUAUCUCAACCCACGACUGUUUCAAAUAGUUUUCUUUUAAUAAAGGAAGUUCCGCUCAAGCCGCGACCAUGACGACCCGCUCGGAGAGAGAGAAGGCCCAGAAACUCAACGAGCAGCACCAGGCCAUCCUGUCCAAAAUGCUGAGGGAGGAAGACAACAAGUACUGCGCCGACUGCGAGGCGAAAGGUCCCAGAUGGGCAUCCUGGAAUCUGGGAGUUUUCAUCUGCAUCCGGUGUGCAGGCAUCCACAGGAACCUGGGAGUUCACAUAUCCAGGGUGAAAUCAGUCAACCUGGACCAGUGGACCACAGAACAAAUCCAGAGCAUACAGGAAAUGGGGAACACGAGGGCCAGGCGGCUUUAUGAGGCCAACCUUCCAGACAACUUCAGAAGACCUCAAACAGACCAAGCAGUGGAAUAUUUAAUCAGGGAUAAAUACGAGAAGAAGAAAUACUACAACAAAAGCGCGAUCAAUGGGAGCAGUCCCAAAGACAUUAAGAAAGAGCGGGAGCCGGACCGAGGGAGCAAGGUGUCGUCUUACACCAAGAAUGAAGAGCCCAAGUCAGUUCCCAAAGUCAGCCCAGUGAAGACUUCAGAACCUUCUGUGAACCUACUAGGCCUUGAUGCACCAGCUGCUGCUGCCGCCCCAUCAACUAACAACGGAAGCCCGAGCACAAGCCAGAACAACGACCUGGAUAUAUUUGGUCCCAUGGUGUCCAACCCCCUCCCAUCAUCUUCAUCCAUAGCUCAGUUCUCUCAGGUGAGCGCCAGUAACUCGGCCAGUACUCCAACACAACCUCCAGCAGCAGGAGGCGCAGGAGGCGCAGCCAGCUCAGGGUCCGGGCAGAGCGACCUCGACCUGUUCGGUGAAAGCGGUAGCACCACUAAAACUGAGGACGCAGCCAAGAAGCCUCUGUCCAAGGACUCCAUCUUGUCUUUGUAUGGAACCAACAGCAUGCCCCAGCAGGCCCCCCCUGCUGGCAUGUUCAUGAGCCCCCCUCAGAUGCAGUUUCCAGUCCAGGCUCCUGCUGGGUACCAGGCCUUUCCUGGUAUGGGCUCAGCCGUGCCACCCACCACUGUCAUGGGCGCCAUGAUGGGACCCACACCGGGCAUGAUGGUUGGCAUGACAAUGCCGAACGGCUUCAUGGGGAACGCGCCUGCUGCCGGUAUGAUGGGCAUGGCCCCCAGGAUGAUGGGACCACAGGGUGCUCCGAUGCCUGCAGGCAUGGUGCCGCCUCAGGGCAUGUACGCCAUCCAGCCGGGGCAGCAGGCCCAGUGGAACAUGGGUCAGGUGAACCAGCAGAUGUCAGGACUGGCUCUGAACGGCGCAGGAGGCCAGGUGGGCUUCGGUCAGCCCCCAGCAGCCAUGGGGGGGUGGGCCGCCGCCGGGUCCGGCCAGACUCUGAGCACACAGCUAUGGAAGUGAGCCUCGGAGCGGGUCGGCGCUCAGGCAAUAUAGGAGCUGAGGUUACAGAAAGUGCAAAAAAAAAAAAA
This is a messenger RNA of Nematolebias whitei (Rio pearlfish), 1583 nucleotides long. RefSeq names its product small ArfGAP 1 (gene smap1). Gene Ontology annotation, biological process: regulation of clathrin-dependent endocytosis. Bases 160 to 1515 code for a protein of 451 amino acids. Lineage: Eukaryota; Metazoa; Chordata; Actinopteri; Cyprinodontiformes; Rivulidae. The record is from RefSeq and is a predicted model, not a curated record. The transcript has 10 exons. Gene Ontology annotation, molecular function: metal ion binding; GTPase activator activity.